Messenger RNA from Impatiens glandulifera, 479 nucleotides. RefSeq lists its product as uncharacterized. NCBI's taxonomy places the organism in Eukaryota, Viridiplantae, Streptophyta, Magnoliopsida, Ericales, Balsaminaceae. The record is from RefSeq and is a predicted model, not a curated record. Bases 55 to 390 code for a protein of 111 amino acids. The transcript has a single exon.
UCUCUCUUCUCUAAUCUCUAUCUUUCAAAUCUAGGGUUUGACUAAUCCCUUUAAAUGGAGAAUGGAGACGAUUGGUUAGCAUUUGACAAGCUUCAACAUAUCCUCUUCGGCUUCUUCAUCGCCGUCUUCGUAUCCCUUUUAGUCAGACGAACUCGUUAUCCGCUUCUCCGACGUCGUAGCAUCUGGAUCGGUUGCAUCUCAUCCUUCUUCGCCGGCGCCGCGAAAGAGAUAGCCGACGAAUUCGGUUUCUUCAAUUCAGCCGGUGCUUCAAUCAAAGACGCUGUUGCGGAUCUCGUCGGUAUUCUUCUCGCCGCCGUUAUACUUUCUUGCUUUAAACCGAUUUCUUCGAAAAUGAAAUCUGAUGUAUCAGGAAAAGUUGAGAUUGUCUGAAAUUUUGAUUUAGUAUUAGGCAGUGAAAUUACAGUCUUUUACGAUUGGUUGUAUUUUUAGGUCAUUUGAGCCCCAAAUGUGUAAUAAGC